Molecule: messenger RNA, 1266 nt
Organism: Penicillium waksmanii
Lineage: Eukaryota; Fungi; Ascomycota; Eurotiomycetes; Eurotiales; Aspergillaceae
Exons: 1
Coding region: 1-1266 (421 amino acids)
Source: RefSeq, a predicted model, not a curated record
AUGAUACAGCUUUGGCUAUUUACAUUACGGCAUUUUGUCUACGAUUCCCCAAAAGUGACUACCUCGCGAGACUAUCAAACACCACAUCAGAUUUUGACGUUUCAGGCGCUCGCCCUGCUUGCCAAACGUCUCGGAUUUUCCUCCAAUUCAAUUGAAAACAUACUGAGCAAGUCCCAGGGCCGCGUCAAUGCCAGAAACUUUAUUGAUGAGAUCUCUACAGACGAAUUCCUGAGCCUGGAUGAGCCAAAUGUCAAAGCAGCAUCGAAUUGUUCUGCAUCUUUCUUGACUUUACUGCAGGUAAACGAUGCUUGUGCAGAUGGUGUGGCAAAUUUAACGACGGAAAAUCUGGCUGAAAAAGCCCAGAGAAGAUUUUGUCGACCCGUGGCAAGCCAAUACCGUGAGCAAAGGGGCAGCUUUUUCAUUGAACAAAUUUUCGGGCCGGCUGAAACAGUAGCGGAAUAUCCCACAUCCCUUGCAAUCACUCGCGAUAUCUUGCUUUGUUUCUUUGGAGAUAAAGUAGUUGAUGGGAUGAGUUCAAGAAUUAAAGUAAAUUCAGUGUCUGGGGAGAGUAUGUACGGUCUAAGUGAUACAAAUAUACUAUCAGCCGUGGCAGCAGAAGAUGAUACAGCUGUUUUCGAAACGCAUGGAGACAAAAACGACAUACAUAGUCAAGGCGCCUUUCUUGGGCAUGAGUUAACUCGAAAAACUUACCCACUUCCAUCUUUACCUGGUGAAGAAUCUCUUUACUCCAACUCAGUUUCAACACCAUCACAUCCAAUCGGCUCCCCCGAUCACAUGACCUUGCGAAAUGGGUUAGCAGCUGGAUUUGAGGACGAACUGACCAUUGGUGAUAUGGGAGUGAAACUCUAUAUUACGCAUCAUGGCAGAUUCUCCGAAAUCCUCAAUAUGUGGCAUUAUUCAAACAACCAAAACUUAAUGGUUGUGUAUUUGUUUGAAGACCGUAUCUUCUAUAAAUUUCGAGCCACUGAUAAUUUCGCUCUACGCUCCUUCCUGAAUAAUCUAGCGCGGGAUUAUAUUUUGAUGGAGAUCCACGCAGACUACGAGCUUUCAAUACCAAGAAUAUCGGAAAUGGAGCUGGCAAAUCAUCUGAUAGUCGCAUGCAGGAAAGAGAGCCCUGCCAAAAAGAAGCUCCAAGGCGCAGAUAUGUCGAUGGAUGAAUUUCGCAAUUACAUCAGGAGUUGUGACAUUCAUACAGGGAAGAGAUAUAGCGAGAAAGAUAUUGGACGGUUUGCUAAGCGUCGUUGA